This is a messenger RNA of Lachancea sp. 'fantastica', 1287 nucleotides long. The record is from the annotation of a GenBank genome assembly. Lineage: Eukaryota; Fungi; Ascomycota; Saccharomycetes; Saccharomycetales; Saccharomycetaceae.
AUGCUCGAGUUCAAGAGAUUGGACUGCAUAGAAAUCAAGAACAUAGUUAUAGUAUUUUUAAACACCACAACUGCCACUACCACCGUCAUUGCAAUGUCCAUAGCGAUAGUAACGCUUCUGUAUUCGCAUGACUACUUCCCGGGUGCACUGACGCUGGGCUCACAGCUGCGAAAAGCUGCAAAACCAAUUGAAGUUAGUAGCGACGAGGACGAAGAGGAAAACACACAUAUCUCUGAGUUCACUACCUGUAUUCUGGUUUCUUCGCAGCUGCUCGAGGACGAAGCCCGAAAUUACGACGUGGAACUGCUACGUCUGUUGUACGACCAGGUAAUCCCUGUCAAUAGCUCAGAGCAUGUCUCUGAUACGCUUGUGCAACUGAAUAAACCUAAUUUGGAACUACUGGAUAGACCGGAACUGUCAUUCACGUUUUUGAAAAUAGAGCUUUGGCGGCUCACACAAUUUGCACAAAUCGUGUACUUAGACUGUGAUUGUCUGCUGGUGGAUCACAAGAACGUGAAGAACACCGUGAAUGCAUUUUUAGAGGGCAUUUUGGCCUGUACGCAGGGGCAGGACAGCCACGAGAUCGGAGCAAGCCCCGAUUGCGGCUGGCCAGAUAUGUUCAACAGCGGUGUCUUCACUCUUGUGCCAGAUAGACGAGUUUACGAUCAACUAGCAGCGUUUGUCCUAAACACAGAAUCCAUAGAUGGCGCGGACCAGGGAGUGCUCAAUCAGUUUUUCAACCCUGCGUGUCAGAGAGAAAAUCAUGCAGAAGCCGCAACGGGCUGGAUCCGUUUGCCGUUCGCUUACAACAUGACGAUUCCCAACGCUGGUUAUCAAAACGUGCCUGCCGUGAAGUAUUUUAGGGAUGAGAUCAAAUUGGUGCAUUUUAUCGGAAAAGACAAGCCCUGGACGAGUGCGAAAGACGAGGACGACACGUAUCGCCGCCAAUGGUGGCAUCUGUACCUACAGUUUGCCGGAGAACACCCUAGACCGCACGGACCGGGAGAUGAAUGCGACGUUAACGUUGAUAACAUGGGAGAGGCUUUGGCACCCGCUACGAGUGCUGUGCCGCUUUUGCCACCGCAAUGGGACGCCACAAAGGAACCCCCGCCACUCAACGGGCUUCCUGAGGCGGCAACGUUGGAUUUGGAGCCCCGGUUCGAAUGGAGUCAGGAAAGCCAGCUGCUCGAAGACGAAUUGCCCAAGCUGCAGCUGGGCCCCAAGCCCGUGUUUCCCUGGGAGUCAUAUACCGACAGACACGACGCAACGCGGGUUUUUCCAGCCUGA